AACGUUUUUUUUAUUAUAGCAUAAAACUAUUAAAUCUUAUUUUCUUUCGUUAAUCGUAAUUCGCAGUUCACUGUUCGUGUCGCACUUGAAUACUUGACGCAGUUAAUUAUUAACAUUAGGUCUAGUGACGCGUUUCCACGUCGUCAUCGCCGUUGUUGUUUUGUCGUCCCAGUCCGUCGAAUACGUCGCAAGGCCGCUGAUAAAAUAUUAGAAAACCGCCAAGAAAAAAAAAAAAUAAAAACAAUCGCUUGUGGUCAGCUACAUUGUUGAUUGAUUUGGACCGCCGUCCCAAUACACUUUUUCUGACGAAAACGAAACCCGGUACCGUGAUGGCCAAAAAGACGUACGAUCUGCUGUUCAAGUUGUUGCUGAUCGGUGAUUCGGGCGUGGGCAAGACAUGCAUUCUGUUCAGGUUCUCAGACGAUGCGUUCACCACGACGUUCAUUUCGACCAUUGGUAUUGACUUCAAAAUCAAAACAGUGGAACUUCAGGGCAAAAAAAUUAAACUUCAAAUUUGGGAUACAGCAGGUCAGGAGCGAUUCCAUACCAUAACAACAUCCUAUUAUAGAGGAGCAAUGGGAAUUAUGUUAGUGUAUGAUAUUACAAACGAAAAAAGUUUUGAAAAUAUAGUGAAAUGGCUACGAAAUAUUAAUGAGCAUGCUAAUGAAGAUGUAGAAAAAAUGAUUUUAGGAAACAAAUGUGAUAUGGAUGAUAAACGUGUUGUUAGUAAAUCAAGAGGUGAAGGUAUUGCUCGUGAACAUAACAUAUCUUUUUUAGAAACAUCUGCAAAAGCAAAUAUAAACAUCGAAAAAGCAUUUACUGACCUCACAUUAUCAAUAUUGAACAAAACUCCUGGACGCGAACCUACUGAUGUACCUGAAAAAAUUAACAUUGAUAGGAAAUCUGACAGAUUGUCUAAUCGCUGUUGUUGAAUAGUUAAGUAUUUAAUACAGACAAUUUUAAAUGGACACUAUUAUUAUUGACAGAAUUUAUGAAACACCAAGAGAUAAACAUUUUGCUAAGCUCAUUGAUAUGAAUAUGCAUAAAAUUGUAUAUUAUCAUAUGUACUUUAACAUAUUUUACUAGAAGAACUAUUAACAAUUUAUAAAUUAAUAUUUUUUAUUAAAAUGCUUAGCAAAAUGGUUUUCUGUGAAGCUGUUCCUUAUCAUACAAGUAAAUGUAAAUAUUUAUGUUACCAUUAUUAAUAAUAAUUGUUUAAAUAAAAACGAGAUAAUCAUGACAUCAUCAUACUUGUCUAAUAUAAUAAAGCAGUUGAUGUUAGUGGCUUAGACCACAAAAAAUUUUAUUGGUUGUCCUCGGUGGAAGUUAUGUAUUUUUAUUUUUAUUUUGUACAAAAU
Messenger RNA from Melanaphis sacchari, 1358 nucleotides. RefSeq names its product ras-related protein Rab-10 (gene Rab10). The transcript has 5 exons. The record is from RefSeq and is a predicted model, not a curated record. Gene Ontology annotation, cellular component: Golgi apparatus; insulin-responsive compartment; recycling endosome. The coding region runs from base 330 to 932 and encodes 200 amino acids. NCBI's taxonomy places the organism in Eukaryota, Metazoa, Arthropoda, Insecta, Hemiptera, Aphididae. Gene Ontology annotation, molecular function: GTPase activity; GTP binding. Gene Ontology annotation, biological process: cellular response to insulin stimulus.